UUUGUUCCUCUUUUUCGCCCCGAUCCUUUCCUUACGUGUAUGAAACCCUAGGUCCCUUCGUUUUCUAGGGUUGGAAAAUCACCGUCGUGAACCUCGAUCAAUCGCGCGAUUACUUCGGGAAGGUGGAAUUGGACUUCAGAAACGGGUUUACCUUCGAUUUCGGAUCUGAUCGAUAGGAGAUUUGUCUGGAGAUGUUGUAUCUCUAGGUUCGAUUUAGGACAGAUUUGGGGAUCGUUGGCUUGGAAUUAUGUUUUUGGAUCCGAAAUUAGGACGUCAGUCUGCUCGCCAUGUAAAAUGGGUGAUGAAAUUUGGAUUUUAUUCAUUAUUUCUUUGAAUUUUGUAAUUGUUGAUGGAAAUUAGGGUCGAGAAGAAUGAGGAAUCUGAUAUACCUAAGAAGCCAAAAUCUUUGGAUCUCCAGAGUAUUUAUGUGAAAAAACCAAGAAAUUCUGAGAGGAAAUCCGGCGUCAAGAAGGAGGUUUUAGUGUGGGAAGUAGAAAAUAAAGUCCUCAAGAAGAAGCUAGGCUCCCAAUUUGAGGAGGAUGGAGAAGUUCUUUCAAAGCCAAGGAAAAAAAACAGAAAAGAGGUAUCCUUGAGCAGGCUUGUACCUGCUUCUAAGCGGCAGCGAAACAGUUCAAAUGUCCCAAAGUCAGAUAAAGAUCAAAUUUCCAGUGUCCCCAAGAGUGAUGAUACCUCCAGUAGAAGUGAUGCCACACAUAAUCUGCAAGGAACAAAUGGAGAUGCACAAAAUUCAGCUAAGGACCAUUAUUCACAGCCCACAAGGGAGAUAGAUGAUGCAUCUAUCGCUGAUGAAUCUAAAAGCAAAAAUUAUACAGACGAUGGUUUCCUUCUUCCAAAGCGGCGUAGGGGCAUUCCAAAGUCAAGAAAAUCUAAAGAUCCCAUAAGCUUGGAAACUGAAAUAUCUAACUCUUGCCAUGCAAAGGUUAAUACUAAUGUUCUGGAUAAUAAAUUAAUUGUCAAAGACAAUUUGAAGCCAAAGGAAUUGAGUGAAAAGAAGAGGAAGAAAAAGAAGAAAGUAGAUGAGUGUGAUAUAAGUGGGUCCCAUAAAGAUGAUUCUACUCCUUCCACCAGUGUUGGAAAUCACAGUUUUAUCAAGGAUGGGAAUAGAAAGGUUAGAAACAGACAGGAGAACACAAAGAUGUCUGAACAAAGAAAUCUUGUUAAUCAGGCACGUUUUGCGGACAAUAGUGUGAAUUCAGUUUCUGUUUCUCAGGAUGAUGAUGAGGAAAACCUUGAGGAGAAUGCUGCUAGAAUGCUUUCUUCACGUUUUGAUCCGAAUUGCACUGGUUUCUCUGCAAAGAGGUCAAAAAGUGGAGCUGAUUCAGUGAAAAACUUAUCUUGUUCACAAUCUGACCAUGAGAGAAUGAAGGGUUCUCAAGGUGAGGCUUGUUCAAUUGAUUCAUCAGGUAGGAGUCUUCGCCCAAGGAGACACAAUGGAAAAAGCUUUGCUCGGAAGCGCCGCCAUUUUUAUGAAGUCUUUUUGAGGGAUAUGGACCCUUAUUGUUUGGUUAAACAACGAAUCAGAGUUUUCUGGCCUUUGGAUCAGAAUUGGUACUUUGGCCUGAUUAAGAGUUACGAUCCUAUGACUAGGUUGCAUCAUGUCAAGUAUGAUGAUCGAGAUGAGGAGUGGAUUAACCUCCAAAAGGAAAGAUUUAAACUAUUACUUUUCCCCAGUGAAGUUUCUAGCAAAUUUAACUUUGAGAAACCAGGGACAGAGACACAAAACAAAAAAGUUGAAGAGGUAGACACCGCAGAGAGCAGUUAUCUAGGAAGCCUCACAGAAUCAGAACCCAUUAUCUCCUGGCUGACUCGUACAACCCAUCGAACUACAUCUUGCCCUUCCAAUACCACAAAGGGACAUCUUAGAGCUAGUCCUUUGAAGGAUACCAGUCCUUUGCUGUUACCAGAACCGAAAGAAAACAUCCCUAUGAUUCAACUGGAUACAAUAUCUAGUGACUUAUUACCAAAUUGCAAGGGAUCACAUCAGUCAUGUGAUUGGAACAAUAAUGGUGCAUCUGAGCAGAAGAAAAGUAUUGAUUCUCAAAGCAAGAAGUUACCUUAUGUUUACUUCAGAAAACGGUUCCGAAAUAAAAAGGAAGAUUUUAAAACCAAACUGGCACAACAUGCUGUUGAUAGUGAUCAAGGUGGUUCUGCAAGCAUUCUCUCUAUUGUUAGCAGUAUGACUCCUAGAUGGGAAGCUGAGAAAAAGUCGACUAUGGUGAACUUCCAACAAGUUAUUGUUAUAUUGAGCUUACCACUUCGAUGGACUCUGGACUUCACUUCUCAAAGCCAAAUCUUUUGGCUUUUUCGAUCACUUUAUAAUGCAAGGCAUGGUAAACUGGUUUGUGGAUGGCCUAACGUUCACAUGGAGGUAUUUUUUAUUGAUGGCAUUCGUGGACUAAGGUUUAUUUUGUUUGAGGGAUGUUUAAAGCAUGCGGUCUCUCUUUUCUGUUUGAUCAUCAAGAUACUGAAUCAAUAUGUUGAAAAGAGCAACUUCACCAACACUUUAAUUCAAUAUCCGUCAAUUGUGCUAAGCAUUUCAAGAUUGAACAAUUCAGGUGAGAACCUUCUUUUUUAUAAUUUGUUCUCCAAGAUGGAAAGUUCAAGAUGGAGGCACUUUGAGGGAAAGUUUAAAAAGCUUUUCACAAAGGAGGCAUUGAUCUCACCUCCUUACAUCUGUUCAAAUAAACUGUACCUUUCUACCAAUGAAAUAUCACACAGCUCUGUUAAGCUGCUUGAGAAGUUUUGGGAAAGGUCAAGCCUAUUCUGUAGACCUGAAAUGAAUAAUGCAGUUAAUCCAGUUUUGAAUAAUUUUGUUCAUUAUGUGACUGAAGAGCAUGAGAAGCAUUAUCCAUGUUCCCUUUAUCUUGCAAAAGGAUCAUCUUUUUCUCUAAGUCUGUAUCACAAGUUGCCAAUUGAGAAAGAAACAACUUCUGGAGCUCGGACUUCAGUUUCUUCACCAAAAGAUGCAGAUAAUACUAAUAAUACAUCAACGUCUGAUCUCUGUGUUUCUUUUGAUGAAGCCCCUAAGCAAGCUCCAGAAAGGCUUGGUAGAAUGUGGUCUUGCUUCAGUGAGGCUGCAGUUGAUCACAUAUCAUCAAGUACACAUACUUUGACUGAUGGAACUUAUGGUAAUAGAUAUGCUAACAACAAUAAGUCUAAUGGCCAUCAAGAUCUUGUAGCUGGUGAUGAUGGUGUGGGGAAUAUUACCGACCAUGGGUGUGUCUUGCAAUCUGGAACUCCAAAUGAGUCUGCAACAUCUGUGCACACCGUUCAUUUUGGUUCUGAAUAUGCUGAAGAUUCAUUUCCUCUGAAAUCUCAUAAUGAUAGACAUAUAAUCAAUACCACCAAUAUUGAGGUUCCACUUGAGGAAGUUGAGAAGCAUAAUAUUAAAAAAGGUUUGUUGAUGCAUCACCCUGCUUCCAAUUUGAUCCUUGAAAUGAAAGAACAUGAAAACCCUAGGGCAAACGUUCCACGAAGUAUGUGGCAUCGCAAUCGCCAUACUUCACUUUCACGGACAUUUAUUCACAGUCCGAAACUGGGUUCCACAGAUCUUAUGGCCAAUGGUGUUUCUAGUGGCUACAAGAGACCUCGAACCCAGGUCUCAUAUUCAAUGUUACCUGGAGGUCAUGAACAUGCUUCAAAAUCUAUAAUUAACCAUCAGAAGAUAAAUUCUCUUAAAAAGGUUAAGGAACUUGUUGCAAAUUCAUCUUCUGGUUAUUCCAGAAGUUCACGGAAUUCCUCAAAUUCACUUAUCUGUGAAGCUAAUGUCCUCAUAACUCAUGCUGAUAAAUGUUGGAGAGAACUUGGAGCCAAAAUUCAGCUUGACCGAGCUGAUCAGAAGAAUUGGAGGAUAUGCGUACAGGUUUCAGGUGUUACAAAAUAUGUAUACAAGGCACACCAUGUUUUACAGCCUGGGACCACAAAUCGAUACACUCAUGCUAUGAUGUGGAAAGGAGGAAAAGAAUGGAUGUUAGAGUUCACUGACAGGAACCAGUGGUAUAUUUUCAAACAAAUAUAUGAAGAAUGCUAUAAUCAAAACAUUAGGGCUGCCUCUAUGAAGAAUAUUCCAAUUCCAGGUGUUAGGUUGUUCUCAGAUAGUGAUGAUGGUUAUAUUGAGGUGCCUUUUGCUAGGAAUUCUUUAAAGUACUUUCGAUAUAUUGGCUCCGAGGUUGAUUUUGCCCUGGAUCCAUCUCAUGUGUUGUAUGACAUGGACAGUGAGGAUGAGGAAUGGAUAUCCUCAGUGAGAGUUUCUAUGGACUCCACUGAUAAUAAGAUUCCUGAGGUUACAGAAGCUAUGUUUGAAAAGGUUAUGGACAGGUUUGAGAAACUUGCAUAUACUCAACAAUGUGAGGAACUUACCAAUGAAGAUAUAGAGAAAUACAUGGCUGAUGUUGGACAGACAGACUCAGUUGAAGUUGUUUACGACCAUUGGAGGCAAAAGAGAAAGAAGAAAGGUUUGCCUCUUAUCCGGCAAUUCCAGCCACCUCUCUGGGAACAGUUUCAGCAGCAACUGAAGGAAUGGGAAUUAAAGCAGAGCAGAGUCCCUAUCCAAUCUGGAGGAUGCCACGACAUAGCAGAUUUAAUGAAGAAACCGCCUAUGUUUGCCUUUUGUUUGAGACCACGAGGCUUGGAAGUUCCUUUAUCAAAGCAGAGAUCUCAUAAGAAGCUCAUGUUCAAUGGCCACCAUAAUGUUUCAACGAGAGACCAAGAUAGCUGCUCUAAUCUUGGGAGAAAAGUGGAUGGCUUUUCACUCGUGGAGGUUACUGGUUCCAGCUACGAAUCUUCUGAUUCUUAUCACGGGCUUCUGACUCAAUCUACCUUUUCACCGCGGGAUACUGCAAGCACUGAAUCCUUGUUCGCUCAUGAUAGUUCAGAAAGGUUUCUAGACUCGAGAUAUUCUCGAAGCAAUUCAAAAAAGAUUGAUGCAUUCCUGUCUCCCAGGUAUCUUCAAAAGGCACCAUUCACAUAUAAUCAAAGACCUAAAAAUGAAGUCAAUAAAUGGACUUCAGACUAUUCUGAAAGUUCUAGCAUAAAGCAAGCUUCAUCAAAUGGGUUUCAGAGGCAUCUUGCUGAUAUGGAUGAGUUUAGGUUGCGUGAUGCAACAAGUGCUGCUCAGCAUGCAUGGAACAUGGCUAAGCUUAAGAGAGAGAAAGCACAGUGGUUGCUACACAAGGCUGAUCUUUCACUUCAUCGAGCCACAGUUGCGCUAAUGACAGCAGAGGCAAUAAAAUCAUCUGAGAAAGGCGUUGUUGGAGAUGGGUAAACAAUAAGGAUACUGAGGCUAUAUUUGCCAGAAUUAUCCUUGAUUCAUCACGGUUGUAAUCAUUUUGCUGGAUAAGAUUUUUCUUGGGAGUUGGCCCUUGAGAUUUCUUAUAGCUAAACCAAACAGAUUGAAGUGAUAUCGGACAUGGAGAGCUACCCAAAGAGAAGUUCCUUUUUGAGGAUUUUGUUCAGCCACUUCAGUUUAACAAUUUCAGCUUCGUCUACUAGCUCUUUCAUUUGUCCCUGGAGAUAGUGUGUAGUUUUCAAUGCUAAUCCUGUACAGAUUUUUUUUUUCCCCUGUUUUCAUCUGUAUUUCAGAAAAUGUCUACUGAUAGUUCACUCGGUACGUCUGCCGAGAAGUUUUUCUAUAUCAGAUCACAAGCUACUGACAGGCAAAGCUGGGUUAAAUCGCUGGCCAUUUGUACUGGUAUAAGUUUUCCCAUAUUCACCAUAAUCUAAUUUUGCAUCGCCUA
Molecule: messenger RNA, 5756 nt
Organism: Zingiber officinale
Lineage: Eukaryota; Viridiplantae; Streptophyta; Magnoliopsida; Zingiberales; Zingiberaceae
Exons: 5
Coding region: 350-5284 (1644 amino acids)
Biological process (GO): regulation of transcription by RNA polymerase II
Cellular component (GO): piccolo histone acetyltransferase complex
Source: RefSeq, a predicted model, not a curated record